AGUUCCAACAAAUGGGGCUCCUGUUCCAGCAGCUCGGUCUUCAGAACCAGCAGCUCAUGGACCAUCAGGUCCAGUUUUACCAGCAGUAUUCGGCCCACCAGGCCGAGUACCAGUCCAGGCUGACGGUUGUCGACGAGCGCCUCGACCGGAUGGAGGCCCAGAUGGGAGUCACUGGUGCUCUCAUCGAGCGGGAGCGGGAUCGUGGCCGCCGAUUGAUGGAGUACUCGGAGCACCUGCUCCAGACUUGUCAUCCACCGGAGGAGCACCACUGGACCACCCGAUGGGAUCACUCGCCACCGCGACCACCAUCACCAUCACCACCACCAGAGGGGGGCGACGAUCUCAUGGCCCAGAUUGACUUCACCGAGCUCGAGUAGGCUGUGCUCGUAGCCCAUUUUGUGUUGUUUCCCUUCUGUCAGAAUGCGAACUGUCUUGUGUGUUGGUUUAUUUUCUUUUCUUUCUUUCGAUUUUGGAUGAUAUACUAUUGGGCUGACCAUUGGAACUAACGUACUGUGUUUGAGUUCUGUUGUUCCCUUUAGCUGUGUUGUGUCCCUGACUGGUCCUUCUCCAGUCCGCUUCACUCAACCUGGUCCCUUUCCAGUCUCAUGCAGUCCGUGCAUACCGGUAACAUCGUUCCCCUUAUCUUUCCCUCUUCUCCAUUGAGGGCAAUAUCGAUCUUAAGUGUGGGGGAGAUGUUUCUCUUUUGACUGCGUUAGAUCUGUUUGUGUGCUUGGAGCCUAGUCCACUGUCCAAAUCUCGAGAUUUGAGGGCUCCAAGCACUGUUGUCUGCUUGAUGUUUGAUCGUAUUGGCAAUGUGGAUGUGAUUAGUGAAUUGAAUGGCUUUUGACUUAAUGCAUGACAACUUGAGUGUGACUAAGACAGCUUAUUAUGAUGACUGAGAUGUGCAGUAGAACUGUGUAGGGGUUCAGUUUUUCAACUGUUUGCUUACCAACUGUGACUUGGAUUGAUCACUUGCUUUUGACAGUCAUUUAUGCAUCUAGGUCAGGGAAUCAGAACGAGAGAUAGAGCAUAUAGGUAGCUGACACGCCAAAACACAACACCAAUCUGCGACCAAGUGUAAUCGCAAACCGGGAAUGCAGUAACAGGCAAGUUAUAUUAUCAACCCGGGCUCUAGAUCUACUGCUUACUCAGUGAUUCUCUGUUAUCUAGCCAACUAGAGUAAGUGAUUGUUGUUUAAACUAAAAGCAGAAAUAAAGCAGGAAAUUAAUCGGUUUUCUUAAGCAGGAAAGAGUCACUCGGGAAUGAAUCCCCCUAGCUCUUUAGUUAGGUUUCAAUUGCAAUUUACCCUGGGUUGAUUUACUGUUGAUUAGACUGCGGAAGAUCCGGCAGUAGCUUGGAAUCUCUUAAGCUGACCAAGCCCUCUCAGUCUAACUACCCGGCAGACGACUAGUCUUCACCGGGAUAGAAAGCUGAAGCAGUAAGAACAGAAGUUCACUACUGGAAUUAGAUUCCAGUACAAAGCAGUAAAUUGAUUGACUCUCGCACAACCAAUUCACCACUAUCAAUCAAGGAAGCUCUCUUAACCUAAUCAGAUUCUAUCUAUCAUAGGUUAAAGCAGAAAUCAAGAAAAUUUGAUCAAGAUUCAAUUGACUCAAUAAAUCAUGUCUCAAUCGAUUAAAAUCAAACAGUAAUAUCAUCCCAAGUCAUUACAAUCAAUCCCUAACACAUAGAACUAGGGUUCUUCAUCCCCAAGUGAGAGAGAGGUUCUACUCCAUAGAGAGAGAAAAGAAAACAGUAAUCGGAGUAGUCAUACUCAUAAUGAUGAGGAAGAUCUGCUCCAGGAUGAUGAUUUCCACUCCUAGGACGAUCUCCAAGCUUGAAUUGAUGAAAUCCAGCUCCAAGAUGGCUUCUAGGGUGAGUUCUUCGCACUUUCUCUCUCUAGGGCUCUGUUUUUGCUCAAGAAAAUCGAUCUCCCUCCUUUUUGCUCGGAAUAGGCUCUAAAACCAGAUUUCCCGACUCGCACGGCCAGGGUGCACGGCCGUGCAUAUCACCAUUCUGGCCGUGCAACUCAAAACACAGCGUGUCAUUUAGUCGAACUUCAGCCCUCUCGCACGGCCAGGGUGCACGGCCGUGCGAGUUUCAGGGGUUGCCCGUGCGUGUCCUCGGCAUAAGGCGCACGGCCAUAUUGCUCACGUGCACGGCCGUGCAGCCUCCCUGGUCUGCCCGUGCAGCUCCCCAAAAACCUCGCCAUUCGUCCGUUCUUCGUCCAAUCGACCCCAGACUCGCUCCUAAGCCUUCAUUCACGUACUAGGACCCGAAACAUCACAAACAAGCACAACCUAGCGUGAAAUCGGCCUAAAACACGAGAAUCAACACCUCAAACGGUG
Messenger RNA from Linum trigynum, 2348 nucleotides. NCBI's taxonomy places the organism in Eukaryota, Viridiplantae, Streptophyta, Magnoliopsida, Malpighiales, Linaceae. The record is from the annotation of a GenBank genome assembly.